This is a messenger RNA of Cyprinodon variegatus (sheepshead minnow), 1247 nucleotides long. It is a transcript of the gene rcc1l, whose product is annotated as Williams-Beuren syndrome chromosomal region 16 protein-like. The record is from RefSeq and is a predicted model, not a curated record. The transcript has 7 exons. The coding region runs from base 1 to 867 and encodes 288 amino acids. Lineage: Eukaryota; Metazoa; Chordata; Actinopteri; Cyprinodontiformes; Cyprinodontidae.
AUGAGAGAGGGGGAGAGACAUGUGGCAAAGAUUUCAUCUGCUGCCUGCGGUUACGGCUUCACCCUCAUGGCAUCUUCAACCAAAGAUGUGACCAAACUUUGGGGCAUGGGUCUGAACAAGGACUCCCAGCUUGGCUUCCAGCGCACCCAACACAGCCGCAGUAAGAUCAGAGCAGGACUGCUGCUGCCUUCUUCUCCCCUUAGAUACAUCGUUAUAACAGAAACACCUGAUUCUGUUUUCUCAUGUUUUUUCUUUCCAGGUUUGGGUCAUCACAACAUCAGCUCCUGUCCGGUGGAAGUGGGCGGCGAUCUCGCCGGCGUGGAGGUGCAGCAGAUCAGCUCAUACGGGGACUGCAGCCUGGCGGUGUCUAGAGACGGCCAACUGUUUGGCUGGGGGAACUCAGAGUAUCGACAGCUGGCCUCGGUCAGCGAGUCCACGCAGAUAAAUUCUCCGCGUCGUCUCCCUCUGAAAGGCUGUGGAAAGGUGGUUCAGGCAGCGUGUGGAGGGACCCAGGUGGCUGUUCUCAACGAGAAGGGACAGGUGUUUGUUUGGGGCUACGGCAUUCUGGGAAAAGGUCCAAAGCUAUCAGAGUCUUCGUCCCCAGAGAUGAUUCCCUCCAGUCUGUUCGGACGCUCCGAGUUCAGCCCGUCUGUGGCGGUGGUCCAGAUCCGGUGCGGCCUCAGCCAUUUUGCAGCAGUGACAGAUGGAGGGGAGCUGUUCGUCUGGGGGAAGAACGUCAGAGGCUGCCUGGGCAUCGGAAAGAGAGACGACCAAUUCUUCCCCUGGAGAGUGACCGUUCCAGGUCAGGUGGUGGAUGUAGCGUGCGGUGUGGACCACAUGGUGGCGCUGGUGAAGUCUCUCCUGUGAGACGUUUGGGACUGGAGCUGAUUUCUCUUCCUUCUGAAGACGGACCUCAAACCAAACCUGAAGGAAGCUGGACUCUGUUUCUGCCUCCCAUCACGCUAAACACACACGUUUACAUCCGCUGUUUAAAGGGAAUAUUUAUCACACAUGAGAAGAUGAUGCAGGUAAGGAAAGAUCCGGCAGAGUCUAACGAUUCCUGGUUGGUUCUGAAGCGUCGGAUUCUGGUUCUCUGCUGCUUCAGGAGGCGGUUCUUCUGCAGCAGAUUCGCACCAAGAGCAAUGAAAGCUUAUCGCUGCAUGAAAAUGUGUCGGUUUAUACGAUCUGCCAAUAACCCUACUGGAAAAUAUUUGUUUGAUAUUAUGUAAAUAAACUUUAUUUAAUAC